Cynoglossus semilaevis (tongue sole) is the source of this 1661-nucleotide messenger RNA. RefSeq names its product mitochondrial import receptor subunit TOM40B. Gene Ontology annotation, biological process: protein import into mitochondrial matrix. Gene Ontology annotation, cellular component: mitochondrial outer membrane. The record is from RefSeq and is a predicted model, not a curated record. NCBI's taxonomy places the organism in Eukaryota, Metazoa, Chordata, Actinopteri, Pleuronectiformes, Cynoglossidae. Gene Ontology annotation, molecular function: transmembrane protein transporter activity. The transcript has 10 exons. Bases 287 to 1282 code for a protein of 331 amino acids.
AGAGAAGGUGAGAGCGGUGUUUCCACACGGACAUAUUUGAGUGUGAAACACCAGAGCAGGAGGAGGAGGAGGAGGAGGAAAAAGAGGAGGAGGAGGAGGAGGAGUCCCGGUUGGAGCAGAUCCAGAGUCAGAUGACCAUCAUCAUUUCCAUCCCUGUAUUUAACGCUUUUUUAACUAUAUGUUUUUUAUUUUCCACCUGACAGUUUGUUCGAUGCAGAGUUUUCACUUCCGCUCCUGGUCCUGACGUCACUGCAUCAAACCGCACUGUCAACAGUGUGUGGCCCACAUGGGCAGCGUCCUGGCUUUAUCCUCCGGUCCGGGCCAUCGGAACUGGCCCUUCUCCACGGACCCCCCUCCGUCUCGCUGGGACGCUCAUCCUGCCUACUGGGACAGUCCCCCGCGCUGGGAGAGGAGGGACGGACGUCUGCCCAACCCCGGCAGCUUUCACUCCCUGCACAGGAGCUGCAAAGAUGUUUUCCCGCAGCAGAUCGAAGGCGUCAAGAUGAUCCUCAACAAAACCCUCAGCAGCUUCUUCAAGGUCAGUCACACGCUGCACCUCAGCGCGGUCAGUCCGUCCUACUACCGUUUCCACGUGGAGCAUCUGCAGUCCGACGACGACGGCAAAGACAAGGACGCCCCGGCGUUGAUCGGUGAGAUGGACUCCUCGGGAAGUCUGAACGCUCACGCUCUGCUGCACGUGACGGAGCGGGUACGAGCCAGGACGGUCUUCCAGACUCAACAGUCUCAGUUCGUCACCUGGCAGUUUGAGACGGAGUACAGAGGAAACGACUUCACCGCCGCCGUCACAGUCGCCAACCCCGACGUCCUCCGAGAGUCAGUUAUCCUUGUGGCCCACUUCCUCCAGAGCGUGUCGUCUGGGCUGGUCCUCGGCGGGGAGCUGGUCUACCAUCGAGGCCGAGCAGAGGAGGGCGGGAUCCUCACCCUGGCGGGACAGUACUCUGGUCCAAACUGGACGGCAACACUGAACGCUGGGAAAGGGGGCGCUCACGCCAGCUACUACCACAGAGCCAACAAACAGAUCCAAGUGGGAGUGGAGUUUGAAGCCAGCACCAGGACCCAGGAGACCACCACCUCCUUUGGGUACCAGAUGGAGCUCCCAGAGGCCAACAUGGUGUUCAGAGGUAUGAUCAACAGCCGGUGUAUCAUCGGGGGGGUGCUGGAGAAGCGUCUGACUCCACUUCCUGCCACCCUGGUCAUGGGAGCGUUCGUGAACCACAGAGGAGACAAACUGCAGGUGGGACUGGGGGUCCACGUGGGCUAGACCUCCAGGUCAGGUCCCACUGGUCUGGACCACACCUGGAUCUGGAGGUUGUUUUAUGGACCAGUACCUACCUCUGAGGAUGACGAUGAUGAUGAAGAUGAUGAUGAAGAUGAUGAUGAAGAUUAAGAUGAAGAUGAUGAUGAAGAAGAUGAUGAUGAUGAUGAAGAUGAUGAUGAUGAAGAUGAUGAUGAUGAAGAUGGAUUAUCAGACUGGAUCUGAGCCCCUGGUCUGGACCGGAACCAGAACCUCACAGUACUGUGUACUUUGAUCCUGCAGUAACUGUGUACAGAGUUUUUAACCCAUUAUUGACCACUUUAUUAACUGACCUGUUGUUUGACUGCAGCCCCCCCACUUCCCCCCCCCAGAGUACGUGAAGGUA